Molecule: messenger RNA, 4219 nt
Organism: Drosophila grimshawi
Lineage: Eukaryota; Metazoa; Arthropoda; Insecta; Diptera; Drosophilidae
Gene: Delta
Product: neurogenic locus protein delta
Exons: 7
Coding region: 1-3063 (1020 amino acids)
Biological process (GO): Notch signaling pathway; cell communication; establishment or maintenance of epithelial cell apical/basal polarity
Cellular component (GO): plasma membrane; protein-containing complex
Molecular function (GO): calcium ion binding
Source: RefSeq, a predicted model, not a curated record
AUGCAAAGGCAAUUUGAGGAGACCACUAAAGCUAUGCGACUCCACCGCUUCUUGGCGGCACGUGUCGCGCCUACAAAUGAUGCCCAAUUGCUGUGGUGGACAACAGUAGCCCAGAAGAUAUCAACAUUGCCGAAAACCGCGGCACGAACGAGCACCGGCUGCCAACUGGCCAGGACUCAAAUUGUGCAGGACAAUGGCGCGUCCUACAACUACAACUACCUGCAAGCUGACAGCUUCAACCUGCCGAUGCUUAUCACCGGCUUAAGCGUCGCAAAUGAGUCUGGCACCAGCGUUCCGUCAAGUCGAGGACUCUGCCUUUGCCAGCGUGACGCUCGAUUAGAGAUUAGGGCUACGUCGCCGCGUCCAAGGACGAAGCCAGUCAGCCAGCCAGUUAGCCCGCCAGCCAUAUUGCCAGACGGCCCCUAUGAUCGUUACGGCUAUAAGCAAGUCCACAGUUCCGGCAAUUUUGAAUUGCGAUUGAAAUACUUUAGCAAUGAGCAUGGCCGGGACAAUGAGGGCCACUGUUGCAGCGGGGCAACGGAUGCGACAACGGGCAAAUGCAUCGGUACAUGCAAGACGAGAUUUCGUGUGUGCCUCAAGCACUAUCAGGCGACGAUAGACACAACGUCGCAGUGCACAUACGGGGAUGUGGUGACGCCAAUUCUCGGCGAGAACUCCUUCAAUCUCUCCGAUGCGCAGAGUCUUCAAGCGAAGGGCUUCACCAAUCCCAUACAGUUUGCCUUCAAUUUUGCCUGGCCGGGCACCUUCACGCUGAUCGUUGAAGCCUGGCACGAUACGAAUAACAGUGCCAAUGCGCGCUUAAACAAUCUGCUCAUCCAGAGGCUCUCGGUGCAGCAAGUUCUCGAGGUCUCCUCCGAGUGGAAGACAAACAAAUCGGAAUCACAGCACACAUCGCUUGAAUAUGAUUUUCGUGUCACCUGCGAUCCGCAUUAUUACGGAUCUGGCUGUGCGAAUCUCUGUCGACCCCGUGACGAUCAAUUUGGCCAUUACACAUGCUCCGAAACGGGUGAAAUCAUCUGCCUCACAGGCUGGCAGGGCACCUACUGCGAGAAACCCAAAUGCGCCAAGGGCUGUGUCCAUGGCCAGUGCGAUAAGCCCAAUCAAUGCAUAUGUCAGAAGGGUUGGCGCGGACCGUUGUGCGACGAGUGCGCUCCUUAUCCGAGUUGCGUGCACGGAACUUGCAACAAGCCUUGGGACUGCAUUUGCAACGAAGGCUGGGGCGGUCUGUUCUGCAACCAGGAUCUGAACUACUGCACCAACCAUCGCCCGUGCUUGAAUGGCGGCACCUGCUUCAACACCGGCCAGGGACUAUACACGUGCAAAUGUGCACCCGGAUACAAUGGCAACGAUUGCCAGACGGAGAUCAGCUCCUGUGACUCGGAUGUGAAUCCCUGCCAGAAUGGGGGCACGUGCGUCGACGAAGCGACACAGCGUGGUUACAAGUGCCUCUGCCCCAAGGGUUGGAAUGGACGAAUGUGCGAGGAGAAGCUGCUCACCUGCGCCGACAAACCCUGCCACCAGGGCAGAUGCCGAAACACGAGUCCAAAUGGCAACAACAACAGCAAACAGCAGGGGUUUCAAUGCGACUGCCCCAGCGGAUAUAGUGGACCCACCUGUGAUCUACAUUUGGACAACUGCAAUCCGAAUCCCUGCCAGAAUGGUGCCACCUGCCAGCCGAACGGUAAAUGCAACUGCCCCGAGGGCUACACAGGCGCCAGAUGCGAACAGAACAUCGACGAUUGUGUGGGGCACAAGUGCCAAAAUGGUGGCACCUGUAUCGACAUGCUCAACCAGUAUCGCUGCCAAUGCGUGCCCGGUUUCCAUGGACCGCGCUGCAGCAGCAAAGUGGAUCUCUGCCUGACCAAACCCUGCGCCAACGGUGGCACUUGCACCAAUCUCAACAAUGAUUACCAAUGCGCUUGCCGAGCUGGAUUCACCGGUAAGGAUUGCUCCAUCGAUAUCGAUGAGUGUGGCAGCACGCCUUGCCACAACGGCGGCACCUGCAUGAAUCGUGUCAACAGCUUCGAAUGCGUCUGCGCCAAUGGAUUCCGUGGCAGGCAAUGCGACGAGGAAUCCUACGAUUCGGUCACCUUCGACGCCCAUCAAUAUGGGGCAACGACGCAAGCCCGUGCCGAUGGUCUCACAAAUGCCCAAGUGGUGCUCAUUGCCAUCUUCUCGGUGGCCAUGCCCCUUGUGGCAGUGAUCGCUGCCUGCGUCGUCUUCUGCAUGAAGCGGAAACGGAAACGUGCCCAGGAAAAGGACGACGCCGAGGCACGCAAACAGAACGAACAGAAUGCGGUUGCCACGUUGCAUCACAAUGGCAGCGGCGUUGGCGUUGGCGUCGGUGUUGGUCUCGGGCUGCCACCGGGUGGCACAACGCUGGGCGUCAAGCGUGGCAGCAGCGGUGGCCUCACCUUUGACAACAGUAACCCGAACAUCAUCAAGAACACUUGGGACAAAUCGGUGAAUAAUAUUUGCGCCUCUGCCGCGGCUGCGGCUGCGGCAGCUGCAGCAGCCGAUGAGUGCCGCAUGUAUUCCGGAGCCUUGGCCAAUUACGCUGUGGCAACGGCAACAGCGGACAACAAUGCCAAUUCGGAAUUUUGUGGCGUUGGCCAGUUGGCGCCGCUGCAACGCGCCAAAUCGCAAAAGCAACUCAACACGGAUCCAACGUUGAUGCAACAUCGUGCCUCACAGCUGCUCUCCGCCGGCGCAGGCGUCGCUGCAGCAGCGGCGGCUGCAGCAGCAGCAGCGGCCAGUGGCACAACCAAAGAGUACAGCACCGCAGUGGGCGUUGCUGCAACGGCAGCGACGAACUCAGCACACAGCGAGCAGGGUGGUGGAGGUGGCAAGGGGAGCGGUGGUGGUGGCAAGCGCAUUUCGGUGCUGGGCGAGGGCUCCUAUUGCAGCCAGCGUUGGCCAUCCUUGGCAGCGGCAGGUGUGGCAGGUGCCUGCUCCUCCCAGCUAAUGGCGGCGGCAGCGGCGACGGGCAGUGGUGCGGCGACGACGCAGCGCACAGUGGUCUGUGGCACGCCGCACAUGUAAACAAAGACUGCACAGAAGGAAAGAGACGCAGAGAGAGAGAGAGAAAGAGAGAGGGAGCAAGCAAGAAAGAGAGAGAGAGAGACGCCAAAUGAUGAGCCAUUUGUUGGCUUUGUUGUUGAUUGAAGCAGUGCAGUCGUCAAAAUUGUAACAGGCUUAACACACACCCACACGCACACACACACACAUACACCCGCACACACAAAAAAUGUUUAACUUUCCAUAUUUUGCCUAAUUAACAAUUUAAAAAAUGUGUUGCGCUUGGUCUGACGUAAGCAUAAAGUUCUCAUUUGUACAUACUAAAAAUUUAUAUAAAAGAAAUUCGCGCCUUUGACUUAAACUCUUCAAAAACUUGACUAGGUUGCCACAAAAUAAGAAAAACUGAACGAAAAAAAGAAACUAAAGAAACACAUUUCUACUGACGUUUUGCAUGUUACUGAAAAAUCUGCUUCAAUUAUUAUUAUUAGAAUUGUGCUUAGUUGCGAUCGAUUGUAAAUAUUACUUAACGCAAAGAACUCUAAACAUAAUUAGCACUUAAUUUUAGCCACUAAGCAAUCACAAACACAAAAAACAAAACACAGAAAACAGAAAAAAAAUACAAUUCCUCAUUGACGCUGCAUGUCGACUCUUUGUCUAUGCAAAGUAGUGCGCAAGCAUUUUGUACAUACUAAUUAUAGGUAAUCAACUCUGAUAAACAACAAACAUACAAAAAAAAAAAAACAUUCAACGCAAAAAACAAAAAAAGCAACAAAAAAAUUGACUAUCUCGCGCUCUACUUUUAAUGUCUAAAGUAUAUGCAUAAAGUAUAACUAAAUUUAACUCUAGCUUAAUUACAUUAUCUACAUAGAAACACACAGACAAACAAGCGAAGACAAACAAAAACAUUUAGUGAUUCUAUUAUAAGUGCUUAAUAUUUACACACAAUAACUUUAUAAACCUUUUAUUUCUUCAUUUUUUUUAACUUUUUGUAUAAUUUUUGGCAUUUUUUUUUUUUAAUUUGGAGCAAUUAUAUGGAAAAAAGAAGUCAACAUUAUUUAUAGUUAAAACUUAACUGUAAACGAGACAUGUAUUGAAUUUAUAAAUCUUAAGCAUAAAUUUAUUUGAAAAUUUAACAACAAACACAAUUGAAUGAAAUAUACAAAAAAAAAAAAAAAGAAAA